Messenger RNA from Oryctolagus cuniculus (rabbit), 466 nucleotides. The record is from RefSeq and is a predicted model, not a curated record. Lineage: Eukaryota; Metazoa; Chordata; Mammalia; Lagomorpha; Leporidae.
GUGCAGGGUGGGGGGUGGGGUGGGGAUCCCACCAUGGAAGGCCUCACCGCCUUCACCAGUGAGGAGGAGGUCCUGGAUGGGUACCAGGUCCUCAGGGUCCUCGGCCAGGGCGGUUUUGGGCUGGUGAUCCUGGCCUAUCAUUGGGAAAGCAGGACCCAGGUGGCUGUGAAGGUUGUGGAGAAUGGUGGCCAGCACUCCUGCAGCUUCCAGCAGUUGUGCACAGAAGCAGAAAUAAUGAAGGGGCUGCAUCACCCUCACAUCAUUCAACUACUGCAGGUCAGGCACACCACAGAGAGGGGCUACAUUUUCAUGGAAUACGCAGUCAGGGGGGACCUUAGAUGUUACAUGUAGAACGAGGGUACCUACUGGAUGGAGAGAUUCGUCAGCUAUUGAAACAAAUUCUAUCCGCUGUGCAUUACUGCCAUUCGCAGCACGUGGUGCACAGGGAUUUAAAGUUAGAAAACCU